AACAGCACCAUGUUUGAGGCUCUUCCCAUUUGCAGACUAGAUAGUUUGUUGAAUACAUAAAUACAGUUUGUGUGUAAUUUUUGGAGAUAAUUUCUUGUUAUUUUGGCAGCAAGAAGGCGCAGCAUGGCUCAGCAAGUUGCUGUGAUCGGAGGAGGAAGCUCUGGACUGACCUGCAUUAAGUGUUGUUUGGAUGAAGGUCUGGAGCCAGUGUGCUUUGAAAGCAGUGAUGACAUUGGAGGACUCUGGAGGUUUAAGGAGAAUCCUGAGUCAGACAGGGCCAGCAUCUAUCAUUCAGUGAUCAUCAACACUUCAAAGGAGAUGAUGUGUUUCAGUGAUUUCCCCAUUCCAGCCCAUUUCCCAAACUACAUGCACAAUUCUUACAUUAUGGACUACUUUCACAUGUAUGCUGACCACUUCCAGCUCAGACCCUAUAUCCGCUUGCAGACAAAAGUACUUAACGUCAGCCCAAGACCAGAUUUUGCUCAGACAGGUCAGUGGGACAUUGAGACAGAAGACAGGAAUGGGAAGAAAGAGAAACAUGUGUUUGAUGCUGUGCUUGUCUGCACCGGACACCACUGUCACCCUCAUCUUCCUCUGAAAGACUUCCCAGGGAUAGACACAUUCAAAGGGAAAUACUUCCACAGUCGUGACUACAAGACUUCAGAUGAAUGGCGGAACAAGAGAGUGGUUGUGAUUGGAAUUGGUAAUUCAGGAGGCGACAUUGCUGUGGAGCUCAGCAGGGUGACCAAACAGGUUUUCUUGAGCACUAGGAGAGGCUCCUGGGUCCUGAAUCGUGUAGGAACCAAUGGUCUUCCAGUCGAUAUAAUUUGGAGCAGGGCAUUUCGAAUGAUCCAGUCUAUUCUGCCCUUUGGGUUCUUAUGCAAUGUGGCAGAGAAGAGGCUCAAUGAGAGGUUUAAUCAUUCACUGUAUGGGCUGAAGCCAAAACACAGAUUGCUCAGCCAGCACCCCUUGGUAAAUGAUGAUCUGCCAAAUCGAAUCAUUUCUGGCACCAUCAAGGUGAAGCCUAAUGUGCGUGAAUUCCGCGGCUCCAGCGUCAUCUUUGAUGACAGUACUGUUGAGGACAACAUUGAUCUGGUGGUGUUUGCCACAGGCUACACCUUCUCUUUCCCCUUCCUGCAACGCGAUGUGAUCUCAGUCACAGAGAACAAGACACGCCUGUAUAAGUAUGUGUUCCCUCCAGGCCUUGAAAGACCCACACUGGCUAUCAUUGGCCUCAUCCAACCUCUGGGAGCCAUUAUGCCCAUCUCUGAGAUGCAGGCUCGCUGGGCCACACGUGUCUUCAAAGGGCUUAGAAAGCUUCCGUCAAUGAGCAGCAUGCUGAAAGACAUUAAAAUGAAGGAGGACCGUAUGGCUAAGAGGUAUGUAACCUCCCAGAGACAUACCAUCCAGGUAGAUUACCUCCCCUACAUGGAUGAGCUGGCCACGCAAGUGGGUGUGCGUCCCAACCUCCUAUGGUUGAUCUUGACCGAUCCUCGUUUGGGUUUGAGGGUUCUGUUCGGUCCCUCCACUCCAUACCAGUUUCGGCUAUGUGGGCCUGGUCAGUGGGACGGGGCUCGUCAGGCCAUCCUCACCCAGUGGGAGCGUGUAGCCCAGCCGCUGAAGACACGCAAAGUCCCUGUGCAGGAAUCACGUCACUCCCAUCUCCCUCUCCUCCUGUCUGUGUCUGCUGCUGCUCUACUGUCAACUGCCUACUUCACCAGGGCCAAUCUGCCUAGUUUCCUCCCAGACAUCACGUCCUUCCUGGACAGGCUAAAAUCUCAUCUGCCUUUGCCUGUGGUGAGGCACUGACUGCUAAUGCAGUGAUUUAUUUUAAAGCAGCUCAAGCAGGGGUUAUUCUCUUGCAAGCAUCAUACAUAGAGAAGGUCUAAGAGAUAUUUUAUGAGUAAGAAGACAACAUAAAAGUGAAAUUGUUUUUAAUAUUUCCUGUUAAAUUUUUAAAGCCUCAACAAUAGCAAUAUGAAAUACUUGCUACCUAACAAUUCUCAAUGUAAAUAGUUACAUACAUAUAUUCUGCUCUAUUAGAGACCAGUGAUAUUGUUUGCAAAUAACAGAUUCCAAAACUCACUAUGGUUCUUUAUAUGCCUUAUAUUCAAGGCUGCAGGUGCUAAUUUUAGAAAUGUACCCAUACCCUUUGUAUAAUUUUAAAUAAUUUUGUCUGUCGUGGGUUUUAUUGAUUUAAACAUGCAACUUAUUUUCUACUAUAAUACCAUAUAAGUUGACUUUCUCACAUGGUUAUGCAUUUCAUUAACAUUAAUAACCAUUUCAUUUUAAUGAUGGAAUGUAAGUUUUUUCCACCACUUCCUGAACUGCUCUGUUAUACCAACAAGCAUUCAUGUUAUAGCAACAACUGCAUUAUGAUGCUUUAUAAUUUCACUAAAUUAUUUAUUGAUUUUAUUGGCA
Molecule: messenger RNA, 2421 nt
Organism: Ictalurus furcatus (blue catfish)
Lineage: Eukaryota; Metazoa; Chordata; Actinopteri; Siluriformes; Ictaluridae
Product: flavin-containing monooxygenase 5
Exons: 9
Coding region: 124-1809 (561 amino acids)
Molecular function (GO): NADP binding; N,N-dimethylaniline monooxygenase activity; flavin adenine dinucleotide binding
Source: RefSeq, a predicted model, not a curated record